Molecule: messenger RNA, 1443 nt
Organism: Polypterus senegalus (gray bichir)
Lineage: Eukaryota; Metazoa; Chordata; Cladistia; Polypteriformes; Polypteridae
Product: E3 SUMO-protein ligase ZBED1-like
Exons: 3
Coding region: 1-1443 (480 amino acids)
Molecular function (GO): protein dimerization activity
Source: RefSeq, a predicted model, not a curated record
AUGAUAGCCACUGACUUCCAGCCUUUCUCAAUAGUGGAGGACACAGGAUUCAAAAAAUAUUCACAGGCGCUCAACCCCUCCUACAUUCCUCCAAGUAGGAAGGCCUUAGCCCAGAAGGUCACGGAUAUGUAUGACAGGGAGACAGCAUCUUUGAAGAGAAGGGUGUCAAAAGUACCAGCUGUCUGUUUAACCACAGACUGUUGGACUUCAAGAACGACAGCAUCAUAUAUGUCUGUAACCUGCCAUUUUAUCGAGGAUUUCCGUGUGGCCUCCUGCCUCUUGGACUGUUUUGAAUUCAGUGAGCGGCACACAGCAGACAACAUUGCACAACAGCUGCUUAGUGUUGCAGCAGAGUGGGGGGUGGACAAGAAAGUAGUGUGCUGCCUAACCGAUAAUGCAGCAAAUGUUACUAAGGCUAUACAAACCAUUGGAUGGACGCACCUUCCAUGCCUGGCCCAUACUAUUAACCUGGUGGUAAGAGAUAAUCUGCAAGCUUCAAAGCCCAUCAUUGAUAAGGUGAAAGAGGCAGUGGAAUACUUUCACAGAAGCACCGUGGGGGCACAAAAACUAAAGGAGACUCAACUACAAAUGAAGAUGGAGGAGCUCCGACCAAAACAGGAUUGUCCUACAAGGUGGAAUUCCACCUACUACAUGUUGAAAAGCUUUAUUGCCAGUAAAAAUGCCAUAAUCUCCACCCUGGCCGUCACCAAUGCACCUGUUCGCCACCUGUCCCAGGAGGAAUGGACCACAGUGCAAGAAAUUUGCACAAUCUUGCAACCAUUUGAGGAAGUCACUGUGGAACUCAGUGCAGAAAGCUACUUGACAGCCUCGAAGGUGGCCGCGCAAGGUGUGAUCGACAGUCUGUGUGCAAGUAUGUCAUUGCGAUUCCACAGGAUUCAUGCCAACCACAUACUAGCAGAUACUGCUGCACUUGACCCGCGUUUUAGAAGGAUGGCUUUCCCUGAUGGCAGAACAGCAGAUGAGACGUUUCAAAGGCUGUCAACUGCAGCAGCAAGAAUUAGCAGUGACACACCCAUCCAACAGCAACCAGCUGUGGAAGGACUGGAAGGAGCAGGCAGUGGUGCUGGAUCAAUAGUUUGGAGCUAUUUCCAUGAGAAAGUAGCUGGAACAGUGGAAGCCAGGAAUCCCACCUCUGAUGCUGUCAUGGAGGUGCGAGCCUACCUGGAGGAGCCUCUUCUUCCAACACAUGAGGAUCCCCUCAAGUGGUGGGAGUGUCGAGCCCCUGUUUACCCAAGGCUUAGCAAGCUGAUGGCCAAGAAGCUUUGUGUUGUGGCGACAUCAGUUCCCUCUGAGAGAAUAUUCUCGAAAACUGGACAGAUAAUCUCAGAGAGGAGAAGUCGCCUUAAGCCCAAAUGGUCAGAGCUUUUGUCUUCCUUAAUGCAAAUUUGCCCAAGAACAAGAAAGAGGCAGAAAAAGCCAUAA